Messenger RNA from Myotis lucifugus (little brown bat), 2005 nucleotides. RefSeq names its product leptin receptor overlapping transcript (gene LEPROT). The coding region runs from base 16 to 489 and encodes 157 amino acids. The record is from RefSeq and is a predicted model, not a curated record. Gene Ontology annotation, cellular component: endosome. Gene Ontology annotation, biological process: late endosome to vacuole transport via multivesicular body sorting pathway; negative regulation of growth hormone receptor signaling pathway. NCBI's taxonomy places the organism in Eukaryota, Metazoa, Chordata, Mammalia, Chiroptera, Vespertilionidae. The transcript has 4 exons.
UCUUGUUCCUUGAGGAUGUUUUCCAAGGAGGCCGAGCCGACUGCAGGCGGGUGUUCGUGGAAAGCACCCAGAAAUGCUGCAUUUCUCGUAAUUGUGGAGAGCAAAUUAGCUCUUGUGUUAUUAUCCUUCAGUGGGGCUAUUGGACUGACUUUUCUUAUGCUGGGAUGUGCCUUAGAGGAUUAUGGUGUUUAUUGGCCCUUGUUCGUCCUGAUAUUUCACGCCAUCUCUCCCAUUCCUCAUUUCAUUGCCAAAAGAGCAACAUAUGACUCUGAUGCAACAAGCAGUGCCUGUCGGGAACUGGCAUAUUUUUUCACUACUGGAAUUGUUGUUUCUGCCUUUGGAUUUCCUGUUAUUCUUGCUCGUGUGGCUGUGAUCAAAUGGGGAGCGUGUGGCCUUGUGCUGGCAGGCAAUGCAGUCAUCUUCCUUACAAUUCAAGGUUUUUUCCUUGUAUUUGGAAGAGGAGAUGAUUUUAGCUGGGAGCAGUGGUAGCACUAUAUUCUGAUAAAACGCAUUUAAUUUCUUAUAAUUCAUACUAUAUGUGUGUGCACAUGUGGCUUUUUGCUAUGAAAUUCAAUAUGCUGGGUUGUUUUUUUUUAUACUUUUAUAUCAUGUUCACUUUAAGGAGGACUGUAUGAGAAAGAGAUUUGUUUUAGUACCAGCAAAUAGACCACUCCAUGUACUCACGUUGAAUUAUGUUACUUGGCUCUUCAUAUAGUCAUGGUGCUCUCAGAAAAUAUAUUAACACAGUCUUGUAGCCAGCUGCUCACAUAUGCAAUGCAUCUACACCUUUUGCCUGGGGAUGUGCUUGGAUAGGAGCAGGUCUCAGUUCUGCUCAGGAUUUCAAGAUACACUUGUGGCCCAGAGAGACAGAGGUGGCUCCCUCUUUGUGUGGUGGACCCUUGCUUCUCAGAGUGUGGUCCAUAGACCAAGAGCAUCGGCAUCUCCUAGGCACUUACUACAAAUGCAGAAUCUGAGGCCCCACCCCAGACCCAAUGCAUUUUGAUGAGACCCCCAAGUGAAUUGGAUGAGAAGCGCUGUCAUAGAGGACUAAGUAUCAUACACAGUUCCCUUCUCUUCCCCUUGCAGAACCCCUUAACCUCUGCUCAUUUAUGAAAAUUGUUUCACCUGCCCCCAUGUUGAGGCCUAGUUCAGACUCGCUUUGGUAUUUGUGAAAUGUCCUCACCUGUAAUGUGUAGGCUGUUCCUCAAAUUUAUGAAGUGUUCUCAGGAACCAGUCCCUGCUUUAACAGGAUGAGGAAGACUAGAUAGGUGAUUCCGUUUAGUUUCCCUUUAUUAUCCGACACUUCUGUCCCAUUCCUUCCUGUGCUGCUCCUCCUCCCCUCCCCAAACACAUACUAUCAGCAGUUCUGAUUGGUCCUUGCUUCUUCAUGGCUGUGGUCCAUCCUUUCUAUAGAGACAUGGAACCAGGUAAGCAAGCAGAGGGUGAGCUGCUUAAUUUUCCUUACAUGCUGAUGUACUUACUAUCUUUUAUGUCCUGUAGGACUUUUUAUAUAAAUAGUAACACUUUAGGCCACUUUUAAAUGAAUCAUGAGGAAUACAUGUCAUGCUGGAUCCUAUAAUCACAGUUUUUCUAGCUCAACUUGAUGUCCAAGAGAAAGGGAAAUAUGGGAAUUAGAACCACUUAAUCAGAAUAGUAGAAGCAGUGAUUUUAGAGUAUUGUUAAUGUGUGAUAACUGACGUACAUUCAAAACACUGACCCUUUAAGUUUGUAAUCUGAGUAAUUAGCAUAUCCUUUCAUAUUCUGGAAUCAUACUGAGCCCAGAAGAAGAUAAAAGUGAUCCCUAAAAGGACAGUAUGCAAAGUUACAUUUUGACCUUGUGCAUGAUUUUAUGUUUUCAGUGUUCUGUGUACAUAUAGAAUUGUUGAAGUUAUUAUUUCCAAUAUUUAUAUUAGAAAAAAUAUAUAGACACUUUAUAAUUUUAACCAGCAUUUUUAAUAACACUUGCACUUAUUGUAUUGUAAUAAAUUUCACUUUAAACACAAAA